Mercenaria mercenaria is the source of this 3431-nucleotide messenger RNA. RefSeq lists its product as uncharacterized. The record is from RefSeq and is a predicted model, not a curated record. The transcript is spliced from 8 exons. Bases 356 to 2683 code for a protein of 775 amino acids. Lineage: Eukaryota; Metazoa; Mollusca; Bivalvia; Venerida; Veneridae.
GACUAUACAGGGAACCAAAUUGUCAGUUAUUUUAGCAUUUGAUGGUCAUAUUUUGUUAAAGUAGCGUGUCCAAUUGAAUUGACAUCAAACAUCACAAGAACUUCUAGCUUCCUCUACUGGCAUUCAGAGCAGUCUAUAUAUGGAUUCUACACACCAAAUUACAGAUGUCUCAGCAUCAGAACCAGAUUCAAGCAGUGACAGCGAUUUUGAUAUUCCAAAAGCAAAAGAAAGAAGAUGGAAGCAGAAAACUUAAGCUAAACAGAGCAACAAUUUAUCCAUUGAUAACAUAUCUACAGGGAGGUCAAUACUUAGAAACCUUGAUACUGGUAUAGGAGAGAACCUUGUGGCAGACAAGAUGGAUAAUCCGCAUAGAGUGCCAGGUGACAGUGAUGUACGAUUUCACGUGCGGGAUAUCGAAUUAAAUCAUUUGAGUCCUGUCGUUUCUAGACAGGAACCUAGCCCCGAGACCAAUGAUAUAUCGAAUGAUCAUGAUACAAAUAUAUUUUCCGAAAGUUUUACUUCUGCUCAGUGUCAGGGUUUGGCCAAAGAAAAUGAAUGCCCCGAUUCAUGCGCUGACAACCUAUCUGAUAGCGGUGAUGACUUGUUUGAAAGUUGCACAUACAGUUCAGACAUUCCUAAGGUAGCCCCAUUUAUGUUUAGUCAGGCUAAAAGCUGCGGUAUGAAUGUGUUAAAAGGAAGUAGCGAAUACAUAAAGAAGAUUACACAGCAUAUUAAACAAGAAAACGAAGAAAGUGAAAUAGACUAUACCAGUGACAAUGAUAGUGACAUGGAUAUCUCAGUUAAAGGAAAGGUCGUAAAGAAAGCUGACAACAUCGUUGGAUGUAAAACUGUUCAGUUAGAAAAAUGCAACCGAGUUAAGGAGACCGAUACAAAACAAGAGACCACAAAUAACCUUUCGAAGAAUGAAACAGAAAAGUGUGAUAGCGACAGCGAUGAUGAUAUUCCAAAAGCAAAAGAAAUAUGGGAGCGGAAUGUAGUCAGCGUUGGCAGGUAUAAACUUGUUGAGAUGAUAUCUAGAAAUACAGUUAAAGAGAAAGCAUCCAUAAAUAAUGUCGUUAAAGUGGAGUCUCGAGUAGUUAAAUCAAAAUGCAACGAAAGAGAGAUGAAACAAAGGCAGUUCACCUGCGAUGGUAUCAUUUCCCUGGAAAAACAAGGAACGGAUCUGUCUGUAGCUAAAGAGGACAACAUUUUAUCCAUUGAUAACAAGUUUAGAGAGAAAUCAAUAUUUAGACACAUUGAUACUGGUAAAGAGAAGAACUUUGUGGCAUACGAGAAAGAUAUUACGGGUAGAGUGUCAGCUGACAGUGAUGUACGAUUGCACAUACGAGAUAUAGAAUUAAAUGAUAUGAAUCGUGUCGUUUCUAGACAGAAACAUAACCCUGAGACUAAUGUUAUAUGGAAGAAUCUUAAUAUAAAUGAACCUUCCGACAAUUUUACUUCUGUUCAGUGUCUUAGUGAAUGCCCCAAUUCGCCAGAUGACAAACUAUCUGAUAGUGAUGAUUCAGACAUUCCUUGGCAAGCCCCAUUUAAAUUCAGUCGUGCGAAAAUCAGCGGGAUAGAUAUAUUAAAAGGUAUUGGUGAAUACCUUAAGGUAACCACACAGCAUAUUAAACAAGAAAACGAAGAAUGUGAAAUAGACUAUACCAGUGACAAUGAUAGCGACAUGGACCUCCCAGUUAAAGGAAAGGUCGUAAAGAAAGCUGACAACAUCGUUGGAUGUAAAACUGUUCACUUGGAAAAAUGCAACCGAGUUAAGGAGACCGGUACAAAACAAGAAACCACUGAUAACCUUUUGAAAGAUCAAACAGAAAAGUGUGAUAGAAGUCUAGCCCUAGGUCAGUUUUUACUUAAUCGGACAGGCAAUCUGAAGGAGAAAACCUUCGAGGUCCUUUAUAGAUCUGGUAGCACAGUCACUAACAAAGGGUUACAACCUAAUACCUCGUGUUCAACUAUUAUUCCAGAGUCGCAGCUAGAUCAAUCAACAUUUUUUAUUACAAAACCAAAUCAUUUCAAGAAAGCCGCUGAUGAUACUUUAACACAGAGCGUUGUAAAGUGUCUCUCAAGGUACAUGGAGUCAGUUUGCGCCAUAUUGUUUUCCGGCGAACUUAUUGGGACAGGGUUCAGAGUUGGGGAGAAAUAUAUAAUGACGGCGUACCAUGUGAUGUCAUUCAUAUUUGAACAGCAUCAGAUGGCUACGGGCGGAUUGUCGCCGCCAAAAGCAUACGUGAUAUUCCAAGAAUCACCUUUAGAUAGACAGUCUGUGGCGUUUGAAUUCAUCGCUGUCGAAUACAGUGACGUUGAUCUUGACAUUGUAGUUUUUGAAGUCUCCAAUCCAGAAAACCUUCCUGAGAAACUGGUUCUCGCUAAAACUGAAUGUAAAGAGCCAGAACUACAUGUCAUAGGAUAUGGUCACCAGAACCUGAAGAAGCAUGUAGACCCGAAGUGCAAAGUGUUAAAUCCUCUUGCGGAUAGAAUAUGGAAAGCAAAAGAAUGGAAUAAGAAUAAUGAAACAGACAUAGAGAAAAUAUUACGAAACAAUAAUCAAGAUAUAAGCGUUAUGAAAGAUGCAUACAAAUGCUUGGACUACCGGAGUAUUAUUUUCUUCUCCCACCGGAAAAGCAAGUUCUUUUUCCAGAGCUAUGCAGGUUUGAAAUCGGAGUAAAAACAGCAACAAUUUAUGAAUCAAUGAUUAAAAACAAUCAGAAACUGGCAAAGGAAAGUUUCAUGUGAUUUGCAUUACUUUGUGUUUUUACGUUAAAAAAAGAAAGAAAGAAAAACAAACAAAAAAACAAAAAAAAAAAAAAAAAAAAACCUUGGAAGUUAAUAAUUAUCUAUGAACAAACGCUACACGUGUUGUUGUUGAUUUUUCCUGUUUUUUCCGUUGACAUAGGUUUCCAUCUGGGUAUGUACACCCAUAAAUUUUGUUACAUACCCGUGGCGUGACAUCAACCACGUUCAUGAAGUUAUUAUAUACGUCAUCAUGUUUCUUUGAUCUAGUACACAUGAGAAAAGAUAUGAAUAGAUCUUUUCCCAGAUAUGUUUGUUUACAAAGGCUUUUUCGUGGAAUGGAAUGGAACAGAACGGAACAACGUUUGAGACACCCUAAGAGGUAUGACUGCAAUGUUACAAAAUAUGGUUUGAAAAUUACGAAACUAUUAGUUAUGAAUAAAAACAAUUAAACUGAAUCCCAUAAUAGCAUUAAUUCACUCAAUUAGCUUGUUUAAAUACUUAGUAACUUCUUAUUAAAAAAUGAAUAACUGGUUCCGUUCCGAUAAAUACCAUUACCUAUAUGGUAUUGGUACUUUGCGGAACGGAACGGAGCCACCUAAAACAGAUAUCACAUUCAUCUGCAAUCUCAGUGGAAUGACCGGCUUAAGGUUGGGGUACUUAUCCGGCGUCCCCCACCCCAU